GAACCAGGGGCCACGAGUGGAAGCUGAAGAAAGGCAUAUUCAUAACUGAGGGGAGAAGGAGCUUUUUCACAGAAAGGGUGGUGAACCAUUGGAACAGGCUGCCAGACAGAGUUGUUGAAGCAGAGACUAUCGGAUCCUUCAAGAAUAGACUGGAUGCUGUCAUGAACAGCACUGUAUAACCCUCGUCAAUCAAAACAGUUUAAUUUUGGAGCAGAGAAGAAUCCAAAGAUACAGUCCGAAACGUAAUCGCAGGCAAGCUGCAAGCAAGAUCAUAAAACAAGCAAGAUCAUAAAAUAAGUAAAAGCUUUAAGUUGACAACCUGCAGGACCCCUAUCAAUGGAAAAUACAUUCAGUGCGCUUCAGUGAGGAUUUGAGAAGGGUCCCCACAUACAGUUCUGCAGAGUUAAUAUACAGGAUAGGCUAGCCCCCUCCCUCCACCAGCCCAAGCCGACACCUUGUCUGUGAGAACCGUUUUUUGUCGGGUUUGAUUGUGUUUUUAACACCUAUGCCCAAAUCUGCUCUAUAUAGUGGAAAUAGCACCUUGAAAACCAGGAUCUUCCACCCGAGUUCAAAGGGCUCUUUGAACUUCAAAGUACCCAGAUCUAAUCCUGUUUCCCAGACACACAGGACCCUUUGGCUGUGUGCAAAGCUUAUGCAGGGAGAGAGCCUUUAAUGAUUACAAUGUUUUAUAUAAAACUUUAAAAUCUUACAGUGACUGUAAUAAGACCAUUAGCUAGUCACCUGGAGGAAGGGUGGUCUGUUUAGCCACGGAUUCCCAGAGGUUUCAUUUCCCCUACUAACCUGGUACGGGGUUUCUGUUUUCCUCUCUUGAGUGCUAACGCACCACGCUAGCACUAAAGCGAGCAAGGAUAGGCUGGCCUUUUCUCAUUCUUGAAAGAUUUAACACACUUUUGAUCAUGGUAGAUUUAAAAAAAUCAACACUGAAUAUAAUUUUAACUCUGCUAACAGGGUAGUAAAUAGUUAAAACUGAUCAAAUUGUUAAUCGGUGACUGUCCAGAUAACCUGGAGUUUCAUUUCAGAAAUACUGUAGGCUUUGUAGCCAUAUAGCUGCGUUGUACUUAUAGGCAACACAGGGCAUUGCGGAAGUGUAUGUAACCUUGGCAACAAAUCAGGUCGGUAAAGGUUUAAAAAUGCUUUUAGCAAACUUCAACCCAUUUCACUGAUAUGAUCGAUUCUAAGUAAAGAAUCUUAACUAAGGAAGACGGGAUAUACCCUUCCUUCACUGAUAAACAAGUCACUGCGUAUUAUAUAAUUAUUAACAAAUAUAGAAACACAUUUGUUAACAGGUUAUUAAUCUAAUAAUUAAUGGUAAAUAAACAUUAAAUAGUACCCAUUAAAAUGAAAGUGUUUCCAAUUUUUCUUGUUUCAAUAUUUGUUUCUCUUGUUUUAAAAAUUUCAAAUCGUAUUAGUGGUUUGGCAUUGAAACUGCUAAAGGCAUUAUACAAUUCAAAUUUCAUAGAGCGGGAACACUUUGAAUUUGUAAUAUUUCUCUUUUGUCUUGUUUACUUCACACAUGGACUGUAGGUCAAUGUGUUUCUCUUUUACUGCUCACGUUUCUGAACAAUGUCUCGUUUUAACUUGUUUCAAUUUUCUAACAGCAAUUAAGGGAGAACAUUUUUUAGAUAGAAAUCUGAUUUAAAUGAGAAGGAAACAAGAUUCUCAAACAUUACUCAGAGAAGGGAAAGUAACAUAGAUGAGAAGCUGACUUUCUUUCUGAGAAAUGCAAUAGGACUUGCAAAAACAACAUGUGGUUUCAUUUUACCAAUGAAACCUAUUUAAUCAUUUUAGGACGCAUAGAUUGUGUGUGUUGAUAUGCUGUGCUGUAUGUUGACUAGCAGAUUAAUAGUUCGUUAUUUUGUUGAGAUUCAAAUACAUACAUAAGGACAGUCUUAAAUGCUUUCGUUUUUGGGGUUUUUUUGCAAUAUGUCCCUGUACACUUAUCACAAGCUGUCACUUUACAACUUUACCCAGCAUUCUUAGCUCAAGAACCUGCUACACCAAAGAAAAGCAAACGUAUGCCACCCAACCCUUAACAUCUCAGACACAAUCAAAAUGAGGCUGGGUUUUCUAAACACGAGCCUGUAUUGUUUAAAACAAAAAAACAUGUUAUCUAGUGACCUCUUCAGGAAGAAAGCAUUCUGUAUCUGUCAUGUGAAUAGCACAUUGAAUAGCAAAACAUCUAAGACCAAAUCUAUAAGAACCCUUCUCCCGUGCAAAAAAACAAACAAAAAUAAAACAACCUACUAAAUCUAUUUAGAAAUAAACAGGGUGUAUACUUGUAACCUUUGCUGAGUUAUGGGAAUGCUUUCUUUUCACUUUCUUUUAAGGAUAAUGGCCAGUCACUAGUUUCUAAGGUGCAUCAAGUUAUUCUGGCAUAGUUGUGUGCUGGCAAGUUCCCACAAUUUUAAUGUGAUGUGAUCAGCAAGGUGAGAUGCCAGACUGUGUUUCAGCUACAGAGGCUGCAGCUGUUCCUAACCGUUCCUGGAAAGGUCUGCAGUAUGGAUACUUUGCCCUGCUAUUAAAUGACUGCAUGAUCGUACACAGAGCAGGGUUCUGUCAGGAGUUCCAUAGAAGCAGACUACAGUAUAUAGCAUUACCCACACUUUUAUUAACCAGGAAAAGGGUGCAUUAGUUUGACACUUCUGUUUACAUGUUUUUUUAACUUUCAAGAACACAAGUAAAAGAUUAAUUUCAUGUGUUUCAAUACAUGAUAACUACAUAUUCGCAUUACCUGCCUAACAUUAUAGCUUGGAAGGCAAAUGGGACAGUGCAAUUAUUUACCAGGUACAGUAUCCAUUCUGCAAAUGACAAGGUGCAGGAAUCUGUCCCUAUUCUAUUUUCUGACAGCCGCAGCUCAUCACAGUGCGUGCAACGUUUCCAAUUUCUCAAAGGGGCCCUAUGCGAUGUGAUAUCCCGUCUCUCAUUCCAAACUGCCAAAGCAUUUUACUCACCUGAGAGUCUGGCCAGCACUGUGCAACCUGAACUCAGUUGGUAACACAGUUACAUACUUUUUCUCCAGUGGAAAGUAGGUAUUUAAUUGGCAAUGCUGCUCUUAUGAGACCCGUGGUAUGAUAUAAGGCUCUGCAUUUAGUACUCGAUUACAUUUCUUCUCUUUAUUUUCUGAUGAUGUCAGCAAGAAUGAAGAACCGCGUUUUCGGCUACCUGUUGCAGUGCCUGAGCAUUUCUGUGCUGUUUCAAGUUGCAGAUUCAGCACAAGGGAAAUAUGCACAGAUGCUGUUUCACGAUUUACUCCAGGACUACUCAAAUGCUUUGAGGCCAGUGGAGGACACAGACAAGGCCUUAAAUGUCACCCUGCAAAUCACCCUCUCCCAGAUUAAAGACAUGGAUGAAAGGAAUCAGAUCCUGACCGCAUACCUAUGGAUCAGGCAGACCUGGUAUGAUGCUUAUCUCAAAUGGGACAAGGAUGAUUAUGAUGGCCUUGACAGUAUCCGGAUCCCCAGCAAUCUGGUAUGGAGACCUGACAUUGUCCUGUACAAUAAGGCAGAUGAUGAGUACUCGGGACCAGUGGACACCAAUGUUGUUUUGAGGUACGAUGGUCAAAUAACUUGGGAUUCCCCAGCGAUAACAAAGAGCUCCUGUGUUGUAGACGUAUCCUACUUCCCGUUUGACAACCAGCAGUGCAACCUUACCUUUGGCUCCUGGACCUACAACGGCAAUCAGAUCGAUAUCGACAUGGGAAUGGACAGCGGGGAUCUGUCGGACUUCGUGGAGAACGUGGAGUGGGAAUGCCACGGCAUGCCAGCAGCUAAGAACGUCAUCACAUACGGCUGCUGUUCAGACCCUUACCCGGACAUCACUUACACAUUGCUUCUCAAGCGGAGGUCGUCAUUUUACAUUUUCAACCUCCUGAUUCCCUGUGUGAUGAUAUCUUUCCUGGCCCCUCUGGGAUUUUACCUGCCUGCAGACUCGGGAGAGAAGGUUUCUCUGGGAGUGACCGUCCUCCUCGCCCUCACUGUGUUUCAGCUGAUGGUUGCUGAGAGCAUGCCACCUUCUGAGAGUGUACCCUUAAUAGGUAAAUAUUACAUAGCAACAAUGACAAUGAUUACAGCGUCCACUGCACUGACCAUUUUUAUCAUGAAUAUCCACCACUGUGGAGCAGAAGCAAAACCAGUACCGGAUUGGGCAAAAGUAUUCAUACUUGACUACAUGUCCAAAAUAUUUUUUGUCUACGAAGUGGGUGAGAACUGCACAACAUCUCAGAAGGAAAAAGAGAAAGAGGUCAAGCUACAGAUGAACGAAAAUGUCAAUGCAAAAGUACAAGGUGAAGCAUCCACGUGUCACAACAAGUACAAUGUAUCUGCUGUGGACAAAACCAAUGGCCACCCAAACGGGGAUCUGAAAGAGGAACGUUCCCCUGAGAACAUUAACCUGUACAUGUGCACCUGUGCCCAUCACGAUAAAAUUACAAAGAAUAUUGAAUACAUCGCCAACUGCUUUAGGGAGCAGAAAGCAACUUGCGCAAAAGGAGCCGAGUGGAAGAAAGUGGCCAAAGUUAUGGACAGAUUCUUCAUGUGGGUUUUCUUCAUCAUGGUGUUCCUCAUGAGCAUCUCCAUCAUACGAUAAGGCAGCCUGAUUGCAGAGAAGGUACUGCCACAUGCACGCCACUAGUGCAGCCCUGGGACAGUGCUUGUACACAUGGAAGUCAUUAACCCAUACGGUUUACACAUUGUUAUGUUUCAAUACGAAUAAUCCAACACGCAACCAUUGAGAAAAGUCUAUUUUAAUGAUCUAAACUGCCGCCCCCUUUAACUCCAUAUGAAUCCUGUUGGGAGUUAACUUUACUUCAGAUAGUGAAAAUACAGGGAGAUGUUCUGUGAAAAAUAAGGCUUAUACAUUUUAGGGCAGCAUUCAGUUCAUAAAAAAACACUCCCUUUAUUACACCCUGUUCUUGAACAGUAUCUCUUUUCUGAAUAACAUUGAAAUGUUUGGGCCAAACAGGGAAGUAGUGCUGGUACUUUAUAAAAUAUAUAUACUGUACAUUAUUACAAUAUACAGGUACAGUCAGUACUCGAUUAUCCAACCACUCCCAUCACAGGUUACAAUAUAGUCAGCACUCGAUUAUCCAACCACUCCCAUCACAGGUUACAAGAUAGUCAGCACUCGAUUAUCCAACCACUCCCAUCACAGGUUCCCCUAAUGGAUAAACGAGAGUUUCAAAAUGAUCCAGUGAAUUUUUAAUGCGCAGCUUUGUUUACUCAGGGUUGCAGCUGUAAGUCAAUCCUCAUUCGCUGGAAAUUCACAUAAAUAAUACAUCUGAAUAUGAUCCAUGGGUAGUAUGGCAUAUACAGUAAGACAUGUUUAUCUCAUAUACUGUAUCUGUGCUUCACAAUAGAUAAUCUUGAAGCUGGAUGGCAAACAGUUUGGAGGAACAUUUUGGUAAUCUUCUAACACACGGUAUUCAGUUUCCUUUGGGCUUGAAUAAUAAUAUGCACUUGGUAAACUGGACCCAAGAUAAACAGGGUGAUUUGUUACCAUUAGGUCUUUGCAGAAUCUUAUCUUAAGGUCAUAUUUAUUCAUCUAUUGUCAGGAAUAAAUUAAAAAUUGUACGGAAUAAAACAGAAAUAAUGUAUGCAAAGUACAGUACAUUGUAUUACCUGCUCGAGUUUAUUUUUAAAUGUAUAAUACCUAUACUGGUUGGGUCAUACGCAUAAAAACACACAUACAUGCAAACACUCAUUAUCUUUCAUGAGACCGAACAGGCCGAACAGAACUGGACAAUCUGAUUUGGCUACUGUUCCACCUUCCUGCCGUGGAAUGUGUUGUGCUUGUUCGGUCUGCUCGAGGAGCAGUUCCACACAGUGAAACAAUGGUGGAGCCCCACAGGUACAGCUAUGGCCAAAAGUUUUGCAUCACCUAGAAUUUUAGGAUUGAGACCUAAUUAAAAAAACAAACAAACAUCUUUAUGAACAUAAUUUAGAUAUUUUAUUUAACAUCUUAUAAUCAAAGAAACUAAAAAAUGAUAUCGCAAAAGUCUACCGUAUCAGAAACCAUUUCAGUUUUUCGUUAUGUAUAUUAGUCCAGCAGAUAUGUGUUAGAAUUGUGAAUUUGAUGAUAAAAGCAUGACAAUAGGCACACAGUUUGACGCUGACUUAACAAACCUUUUUGGCUAUAGGGCCAUCGCAGAUUUGUCCUAUGAUGGCCAUGGUAGCCAUUUUACAAAAGGGCCAUUAUCGGUUAUGACUGCUGCUAUCAUUGAAGGGGAUUCCCAGGUCUUCUAUGACACCAGUUAGUGAUUUGAUAUCUCUGACAGAUGCCAUCGUCUGCUCAUGAUGACGAAAAUCUGUCUUCUUCCGUCUCUUCUCCAUUGAUGCCUUAAACUCCCCAAUCAGACUGACCAUCUCAGACUCAGACACCACCCAGUGCCGAAGAGCUGAGGGUCCUCCUUCAGGCCUACAGCUCCGCUGUCACCUUUCACAGAGGUAUUAUUCUGCGUGCGGGGCCUGGUCAACUGCAAUACCAGAGAAUGCACAUGCUGUCUUCCUAACUGUAAAGUUUCCUUUGAGAAACUCUGAACAGCUCUGUCCGUGACAUCAUAUUCUGUCCUUCUUCCAGGCUGCUGCUGUAUUGGGUAUAAGCCUUCAGCAGUAGAUACAGAUGACCUGAUGAGCAUGGUGGGUACGUGUCACAUGGGACAUUUUCAGAAAUUGGGGGCUCCUGAGCAGCGCAUCCGGUAAAGGCACUCUGCCCGGAUGCGCCCUAUAGCUUGGAGAUUGCUGGUUCGAAUCCAAGCUAUGCCACUGCCGACCGUGGACUCCCCAGGACUCCCCAGCCAACCUAACCCCUACCCUGCCAGGGGCAGCGCUUGGUCAAUUGUGCGCCACCCCCGGCAGGGUAGGGGUUAGGUUGGCUGGCGAGUCCUUGGCUCACUGCGAACCAACAACCCCUAUGGCUGCCCAGGCACCUGCAGGCCUGCCUGUAUGCAAUUCAGAACUGCAUGGUCCUCCGACGCUAUAAGUUCUGGGAUGGCUGCACGGCAGACUUGCAGAGUGAAAAAAAGCAGAUGGCUAACGGCACUCAUUUUGGAGGACGUGAGUGCUCGUCUUCAUCUCUCCAGAGUCAGUUCGGGGGUUGCAGUGGUGAGCCAGGUUGAAUAAUAAUUGGACAUUCCAAAAUUGGGAGAAAAUUGGGAAUGAAUGAAAAAUAAUUCUUAAAAAAAAAAAGAGUCUGCUGUUUCAGGUGCGGCAACACCGGCCUGCACUAGUGCACCUGUCCACCCGCUGCCCUCAAAAAGCUCUCCCAGGGUUUUUAGAGCUGCCAUCUCGAUGUGUAGCCCACCUGUGGAAGGAUGUGGGUAUUCACUGACACGGGGAGACAGAAGGGUGUACUUGAAACACAGCACAGGUGCCCAGUUUUAUUUAUUUAUUUAUUUAUUUAUUUAUUUAUUAUUUUCAAGUGCGUGUUUUAGCCUGCAGAGGGUGCUGUUGUCCGUGGCCUGAAUACCAGCGAUGGUAGACAGGACCAUGGAAAUACCCACAGGUAAACAGUCCCGCUGACACACUCGCAGGUGCUCUCAAAUAAUAAUAAUAACAAAAGGUGAAAUCAAAAAAAUUAAAACAGUAAUCAAAACUACAAAGAAAAGGUGCUGCACUCAGCAGCGUUACCCCGACCGUCGCUACCCUCACGGCCCGGGUCCCCAUCCUACACUUCACCGCUCCCUCAGCCUGCUUGCUAUACAUUUAUGAGGUCUGACCAAGGUUUCCCUGCUAUCGUUAUUUUUAUUUUCUUUGGGUUCUUUUGUUUUUCUUUUCCCAGCCAUUCUCGGUUCUGGAACAAAGCUUCCGCUGGCUCAUUAGUUUGUCUUUCAGGGGCAGACCUGAGGGAACAGCCACUCAGAGAGAGAAAGCCCAGAAACCCUCUCUCAUGCAGCCCAAGAGAGAUCCCCUUGCAGCCUGGCCAUUCCCACCAGCACAAGUAUAUCUGCAAUGGCCCUAUAGCCAAAAAUCUUUAUUAGGGCCUGCCCUAACUGUGUACAAAAAAAUCAUGAUUUUAUCAUCAAAGUCACAAUUCCAUAUUUUUCACAUAUCUGCUGGGCUAUACGGAAAACUACAGAGCGGUAUGUAAUUCAAUAUGUUAACCUAACAUUAUUCAGCAGGUUUCAUUCGACUUUAUGAAACAAAACUUUACACCACAGCUCUACUGCUGAUUCUCUGUAUUUAAUGUGGAAAAACAACCUAGUUACUUUUAGUUAUAUAUUUUUUUUAAAAUGACGAUGGCUAAUGCAUAACAUUGAAAUUCAAACCUGAUGCUUUUCAUAUCAUCUUGCUAGAAAACAUCUUCACAGGAGGGAACAAGCAGGAUCUUGAGAGAAUAUUUCCUAACCAAACCAAACCAAAAAAAAAAAAAAAAGAAUCUCUGUUAAAUGUAAACUGUGCCUAUAACUAUUUGUAACUGUAAUUGUAACUGGUUUAUUUUUUCCAAAGUAAUGUUACUGUAAUCAAUUUUGUUCAAGUAACUGUAACAGAUUACUUUUUAAAAGUGAC
Messenger RNA from Acipenser ruthenus (sterlet), 8522 nucleotides. Its product is annotated as neuronal acetylcholine receptor subunit alpha-9-II. The transcript has 5 exons. Gene Ontology annotation, cellular component: neuron projection; synapse; postsynaptic membrane. The record is from RefSeq and is a predicted model, not a curated record. The coding region runs from base 3145 to 4605 and encodes 486 amino acids. Gene Ontology annotation, molecular function: acetylcholine-gated monoatomic cation-selective channel activity; transmembrane signaling receptor activity. Gene Ontology annotation, biological process: signal transduction; regulation of membrane potential; chemical synaptic transmission. NCBI's taxonomy places the organism in Eukaryota, Metazoa, Chordata, Actinopteri, Acipenseriformes, Acipenseridae.